Molecule: messenger RNA, 606 nt
Organism: Beta vulgaris subsp. vulgaris (sugar beet)
Lineage: Eukaryota; Viridiplantae; Streptophyta; Magnoliopsida; Caryophyllales; Amaranthaceae
Exons: 1
Coding region: 1-606 (201 amino acids)
Source: RefSeq, a predicted model, not a curated record
AUGGGGGGUCAUCUACUCAUUAAGCCUAAGCUUUCCCCUUUCACUAUGGAUAUACUGAAUCACCCGAUGACAAGGAUCAAAAUGCCGACCUCCAAGUAUGACGGCACUUCAGACCCGGAUGAUCAUGUGGCAGCCUACGAAGGCCACAUGUUCCUUUACACCGACGUGGACGCCAUCUGGUGUAAGGUCUUCCCUUCUACCUUGACGGGCAUAGCCCAGACGUGGUUCAAGAGUCUCAAACCUGAUAGCAUUUCUAGCUUCUCCCAGCUGUCGUCCACAUUCAGCACUCAUUUUGUUAGUAACAGACGCCGCGAGAGUACUACGGGAGAAUUACUCUCUGUCAAGCAAGGGGUUAAUGAGAGUUUAAGGGAUUAUAUUGGCCGCUUUAAUGUUGAGGCAGUCUCUAUUCCGCUACUACAACAGGAUGUAGCAGUGUUGGCUCUGAUGACUGGACUCAAGGAGGGGUCGCCAUUUCGGAAUUACCUGGGUCGAAAGUCUUACAGCACUUUGGGUCCCGUCCUGGGCAAAGCCAAUGAUUAUAUCAGAGGGGAAGAGUUUGACAAAGUUGUAGGCAACCGUGAAUCCGAUAAGAAGGAGGAAAAAUAG